UUUCCGCUGCAGCAGCUACAACGGUCAAGUGAAAAAUAAAAGUAAAAUGCGGUCGGAGAGGACGAACUGAGGCCCGGACAGCGAACAUCUUCACCGAUUCUAACGAUUCUGGGUUUGUUUUUAAUAGACCUCCGUUACUAAGUGAGCUUUUUAUCGAGGAGGCAGAUUGAACCGAUUAAGGGUCGUUUUGAGGUGAACGCGUCCGUUCCCCUUUGCGCUGAAUCCGCCUGCGUUUAGCCAGCCUGCUGCUACCAGACAUGGGAACCAGACCGAGUCGCCUCCAGGAGGACCCGGUUACCUCUCCCUUCGGGAAAGACUCCACAAAGCGGGAUUCCUAUCGCAGAGCCCGGUGUGCCAGGCCCACUAGCCUCGUCGUGGAUUUCUCGGUUAGCUUCGAGGAAACGGAGCCCAACCGGAGCCGAUCGGAGGAAGGCAGCGACUCGGACCUCGGGCAGCAUGGAGGGGCGAGCGCCGACGGCAGCCCCGCCGAUCACCGCGGGUUACCCUCCGGGAUCAGCCCAGCGUCGCCGGUGGACGACAACAGCAGCAGCGAGGGGAAACCCGAGGAGGACGGCGGCCUGAGCCCGGAGGCCCCCGCGGAAGCAGAGCGCCAAGCCGGGGAGGAAACAGGCCGCGCGCCCCACCGCACGUUCUCCGAGCGGCUCCCCGGGAAUCGGCACUCCUCAUCCCGCAGCGUCGGUAAUAGAUCAGCCCGGGUCCGAGGCUCUCACCAGCGGCCGGUGUCUGAGGCUUGGAUCGGCCUCUACCGCGUUAACAACCGACAUGGCAAUAUCCGCUGUCCUUUCUGCUCCAAGCCUUUCCCAGGCGGUCGGAUCGAGGAUCACCUGAUGAGCUGCCUCACCUCUCCUCCACUACCUUACAACACGGACGUGCUCAGUAAGGACAGCGGAGAGUGCUCUAUCUGUUUGGAGGAUCUGGUGCAGGGGGAGACCAUCGCUAGGCUGGCUUGCCUCUGCGUCUACCACAAAAGCUGCAUCGAUUCCUGGUCCAAGGUGAAGCCCUGCUGCCCUGAACAUCCCUUCAAUUGACUCGCAGGCCAGGUGUUUGAAGCCCAGCGACCAGCUUGACUCAGGAGAUUACACCGCAUCGCAACAAAACCCCAAUUAAAAAUCAAGAAUCAAACAAGCAAAAUUCCUAUUUCCUGUUUUUUAGAUGUGAAAGUUGACCUUGGAGCCGGUUUGACUCUGGAUCGACCCGUUUAGACUAUACCUGCCAAAUACAGAUGUUAAAAACAUCUGCUCUAACCCGUUUAUGGUCUAGAUGUCCGUGUCGGUUCUUUGGACCGACGUCCUUCGUCUCUUCUGUGGACGCGCAUCACCACAGUGAUUUUAAUGAUCAUCUAAGGAACCUGUGGAGCGAUGGAGUUUCAGUGACCGGCGCCUCUCCUGUGUGUUUCUGUCUCUUCGAAUCGGGACGACUCGUUUAUCAAGUAUUUUUAUUAUUUUUUGUUUUGCAAACAGACAAAAAGUAUUGGCCCAGGCUGUGUGUGGGAUGAAUGUUUCUCUUCCUCAGCUUUUACCCGACGUUAACCAAAUCUUCAGCUGUUACAGGAUUACCGCUCUGCCAUCAGAUCGGUUAAGAGCUUAUUUUUGGUGAAAAGGGGGGGCUGCUGCUACUCUUUCCUUUUCUUCUUUAGUUCUUCUCUUCCUUUAAACAUUUCAGGGGAAUUUUUUUGGGCCUUUUAUUGUUUAUUCUUAAAGUUAGGCCAGUUUUUGUUUUCCUAUCGACGGCUAUUUUGAUUUUAUUUUUGUUACCGUGCUACUCGGUGGUUGUUUAGGAAGAUCGGGGGCGUUUCACAAGGUGACAGUAGCACAAACUUUGGCACCAACUGGAGCACUUUUUUUAUUUUCCUCAUACGGUCUGGGAUAACGUUGAGUGUGCGUGCCUGGAUGAUAACCAGGGCCUGAAUAUGUCUGUAUAUACAAUAAAGUGUGUGUCUGUUGUACAGAUGGGUUGGUGAGCCCCCCCCCCCCUUCUGUUUGGUACUUAUUACGAAUGCGGUUUGGAUUUCUGUCCCCUUCUUUUAAAAAGUGGUCACCGGGGGGCGCUGUUUGGGUUUGUUUUUUUGCGGCGGGGAGUCGAUUAUUAGCCGAUGCCAGAUAGCGUGGGGAUAAAUGGACUGAGGGAUGUAUCUUUGGGGGCAUGUUUACGCCGUGUGGCAUCUGCCUCUUUUCACAACACUGGAGGCUAUGGACAGCUGAUGAUUAAUAAUUACAUACUCCUCCUUUUUCCACCCGGCUUUUUUUUUUAUUUUAAGGAUAUUUACACACCUUUCAUGAUUACUGCUAAAUGUUUCAGGUUGCUUUUCUUUGCCUUUUUCUCUGUUAUCUGAUUUGCCUUUUUUCUGGUGAAGGGACUCUAAAAAAGCGAGCCCAACAGCGAGGCUGUGCACAGGCCAGUUCAACGAACAAAUUGCAUUUAGCUUUUUCCGUCUCAUGAGUUUUUAACUCGAGACAGAUCUGUUCAGAGGACCAGAAAAGCUUUCUGAGGUCUUUUUUUUUUUUUACUUCUGGUCCACCUUUCUCUGCAUUUGGAGGUGCUAUGACUCGCCCAACCACUAGUGGGCAGCUCUGUGCAUGUUUCUCUUUAUAUUACAUCGCAGACAUAUAUAUAUAUAUAUAUAUAUAAAUAUAUAUAUAAAAAGAUGCCAAAAGUUUGUGUGUACAUUGGGAGUGUUGUGUGAGCGUGUGACGGGAUGCAUUGGACAUUAGGUGUUUCAUUCGUUUUAGAGUUAUGAUGUUGUAUUCUCUGGCUGGGAGGGGAGGGGCGGGAUGUUUGUUUAUGCUUAUGGAGGUUGGAUUGUCAGCAAUCCUAACCUCCCUAAAUUACUCUCAUUUACUUUGUUACCCUCUGUGUGGUGCAAUACCUCAUUUUUUUUCUAUUGUAUUUCUUUGCCAAUGCUAGCCAAAUGCUAUGUGUGUAAAACCAGCUGUUUUCCAACCAAGGAAGGUGUUUUUUUGUUUUGUUUUAAUGCAUCCCUCAAAGAUUUGGUUUUGAAACCCGGGGCUCCACGUCCGCCUCGCGCUUUUUCAAACAGACGUAUUUGGUGAGAAACUUUAAAAAGGGGUCGGUUGGCUGGAUCUGCAUCCUCGGGAUAUGGACAAUCCGCCUCCACUCUGGUAUUGAAAGCAAAUUGAACUUUAUUUAUUAUUAAAUUGUAAAUAUGUAAUACAGUUCAAGAAAAUGGCUUGGUCCUUGUCUGUUCAAUUAUACUGUUUCUAAGCUCUGAUCUUUUGUAUGUCUCAGAAAUUGUUUUUAUAUGUAUUUUUUACAAUAAAUAUGUG
This is a messenger RNA of Cyprinodon variegatus (sheepshead minnow), 3305 nucleotides long. Its product is annotated as E3 ubiquitin-protein ligase znrf1-like. NCBI's taxonomy places the organism in Eukaryota, Metazoa, Chordata, Actinopteri, Cyprinodontiformes, Cyprinodontidae. The transcript has 5 exons. The record is from RefSeq and is a predicted model, not a curated record. Bases 258 to 1049 code for a protein of 263 amino acids.